Saccoglossus kowalevskii is the source of this 4982-nucleotide messenger RNA. Its product is annotated as protein quaking-B-like. Gene Ontology annotation, cellular component: nucleus. The record is from RefSeq and is a predicted model, not a curated record. NCBI's taxonomy places the organism in Eukaryota, Metazoa, Hemichordata, Enteropneusta, Harrimaniidae. Gene Ontology annotation, biological process: regulation of mRNA splicing, via spliceosome. Gene Ontology annotation, molecular function: mRNA binding.
CAACUUUGUUGGGAGGAUACUCGGGCCACGCGGAAAGACAGCUCAAGAACUUGAAAGGAUAACGGGUUGCAAAAUAAUGGUGAGAGGAAGGGGAUCAAUGCGCGACAAGAAAAAAGAAGAACAAAACAGGGGAAAACCAAACUGGGAACAUUUGAAUGAUGAGCUUCAUGUACUCAUUGUUGUAGAAGAUUCAAAAGAUCGCGCUGAGAUGAAACUAAAGCGAGCGGUUGAAGAAAUUAGAAAGUUGCUCGUGCCAGCCGCAGAAGGUGAUGAUCCUCUAAAGAAAGGACAACUUAUGGAAUUGGCGAUACUCAACGGAACAUUUCGAGAUAAUGGCGCAGUACAAACUGGUGUCCCUGCAAUGAUGCCACAGACGCCGAUGAUGCCACAAGCCCUACGCUCUCCAACGCCGGCAAUGCAUCCACAUAUGAUUUCGUCAGCACUCCUGCCGCGUAUGAUGAACGGUCAAGCCUUAAUUGCUAAUGGUUUGCAUCAGACGUUAUUACCACACGAUUCUCCUCUUGCUUAUCCGCACUACGAGUCGUAUCCCUAUGCAAUGUCGCCUGCGCUACUUGAAUAUCCAGUCGAAACUGCAGCUACCAUUGGUGCUGUUCCAAAAUCGAGGCGCUUUGUCAGGGACCACCCUUACCAGAGGGCAGUCCUUGAACGAGCUGCCACUGGCAACUAGUAAAGCCACUAACCUAAGCAUCACUGCACAAGUACUCUCCACGUAUGUUACUGUCAAAGUCCAUGUAUUGUAAUCAACGCUCUGCGAGGUAUGCAUCUCAGUACGUUCCAUUACACGUGAGUGAGCUCCAUCUCCAUAGUUUUUGCCUACCUUCCUCCACUCAUACCUAGACGCCCUGCAGAUGUCUAUCUCAACACUGUGGUACUAACAGAUCAACGGAUUGAAUGCUUGUGUAAGGUGAUGGGCUUCCUUGUACAUAUCUCCUUUGGAUGCUGCUGAUGAGGCUGGGGGUGAAGAGUUGUUGUUCUUGUUGCAUUUGUUUAUAGAAAUCAUUAAAAACACUACCUCAUUGAAUGUCUUAAGAACUAAGUAAACUUCUCAACAAUGUAUCCAGUGAAAUGUUAUCAUUUACUAACUUGUAACAGAAUUAGCCCAGCCUGUGGCUUUUGUUAUUGUAAUCCACUGACAAAUGGUCCCACCCCUCUUUGAGCUUAUAGCUAAUGUAAUAGCAUCAUUAAAAACUUCAUGUAAUAUUUUUUUUCUCUCUCUGAGAUAGAUGGGCAUGAUUAUUUUCUCAAGAUGGUUUGAAAUGUCAAGCAUCGGCAACACUAUUUACUGUGCUGUAAAAACAUGAAAAAGAACAGAUUUCAUAUUUUGGUAUUUUUCAAACCAGAGUAAUUAUUAGAGAGAAAAUCCCCAUGCCCUUCAACUCAAAACUGUGCAGGUAUGAAUGUUAUAACAUAUUUGCACCCCGCCCCUUUUUUUUUUUACAUCUGGACUUCAAUGAAAGUGUAUUAAGUGCCAAAAUCUGGUCAUAGUGUUUGGUUAACUCCAAACUGUAUUUGGCCAGCAAAUCAUAAGCAGCCAAAACGUUUAGACUGUCCUUGCCCCCUGCCUUCUGGACAUCACAAGGAAAAGAAAAAGGGUACUUUGAAGUAUUAUGAGAAAGAAAAUUUUUUUUCUCAACGUGUGUACGUCUUGUGCAGUGACAACGAAGCUCUCAGGGAAAGAAUUCCAACAGCAAUAAGGUUAGUGGAUGCAGUUACCAUGACAACAUUAAGAUGUUCACGACCGUGAUGACAAUGGCUGACAAGAGGUGAUUUUCUUAUGAAGAGGAAAAUGCAUUUUUUGGUGCCGGAUGUGAUGCCAAUAUUUCACUGUAAAAAAAAAAUAAAAUAAAAAAGGUGAUAAUUUUCUGGUUGACUUUGCUGAAAUUGGAUUGCUUUAUGGAUUGUUUCGUAUUCCUAAUGAGAUUUUCACUAAUAUAAUUGCAUUGUAAUUUUUGUUUCAACUUUUCAUGUUUGAAGCUCACUGUCAAAUACAUCAGAAUGUAUGUUUCGUGACAGUUCUUGCCACUUCUUGUAUUUAAUCUCGCUAUAUUGUUUUUUUUGUUAUUGACAGACACUUCCAUUUAAGGUGGAUGUAGGAAUUGAGGCUGAUUUGUUAAUGCUUGUUUCUUUCGUUUUUCUUGACCUUGCAGUCAAUGGUUUUGUCCAGUGAUUGCCGAUGUUUAGGCAGAGGGGUCACUUGUUUCCCAGGGGAAGUCUUAUUUAUCUAUGCAAAUUAUCUUUCACAAAUAUGGUAGAGAUUACCAAAUAUGGUCAUGCAGGUGCUUCUUUGCAUAAAUUCUUUCAGAUAAUUCAAAGACAUGGUGGUUUUUGCCCGCCCUUACAAGUAUAUUUAUGCGGACAAACUAUUUCUUCAAAAUAUUAAAUCUCUGCAGCAUAUUUUUAGUUUAUUUUACUAUUUACAAUUGUUUUUAUUUUGCAUCAUUGCCAUGACAGCAUCACUCAAAUCGUUUUUCACAAUAUCACACCAAGUCUUUAUUAUCUGAUGGUAUUUAAGCAUAAUUUAUGCAAAUUAGGACAAAAUGCUGAGGCUAUGCAAAAUACUGUUCUGAUUGGAUGUGCUCUGUGGGCCAAACCAUUUUACAGGGGUACAACGUUGCUAGACGAUUUACAUGAAAACCCUAAUAUUCUAUGUACAUUUCGUAACCCCCAUGACAAAUGAUUGAUUCCGUGCUCCUAUCCACACGAUCAGUAGGCAAGAGCAGGCAGAUUUUGUGCAUGCAUUCUAUAAUGAAAUUCAUUGAAGCAAACUUCUGAGCAUAGAUUUACGGCAGUAUAUUAACAGUCAAUACUUUAAUUUGGGCACAAGAUAUUAAUGUACGAAGGACUCGUUGUCUCAAAAGCCGCAGUGAAAUAUUCACUGCUACAUUUUCCUGACUUGCGAAAUUCAUAAAGUUAAUUGUCCUUGCUAUCUAUUGGAAAGAGCACCAUUUUGUACAAAAGCCCUGCAUCAACCAUUACACCAAGAAUUUCCUGACAUUAGGUUUAUCAUGACAACAUGAUAGGAUAGGUCCAGGUCAGCUGUGCUAUUAUGAAUAGAUGUUGUGAACCACACGCUCAUUGCGGGGGAUAUGUCAGUCUCGUCUCGUUCAAUACAAGUUGUACAGUGUUUCAUCUAUUAAGAGGCCCGUUAACUAACUUAGGUCAACUGCCGUCAGCUUUCUCGGUAAUGAGUUUGUAGUGAAAUUCUUCUCAAAAAACUUCUCCAAAUAUUCGCGAAUACAUUUGAUGCAAGUGCUGAGAAAAUAUUGGUCUUGCCUUCGAAAUAUUUAUUUGCCAACUUUGGGAUUAUCGUGCAUGGCAGUACACAGAGCAUUGUAAACAUUAAACUGCCAAUAUAUUGCCUGAACAAUUGUGCCUUCCGGUUAAUUAAUCCUAUAAUAAAUUAAUGACAAUUGGUGUAUUCUUGUUUCCUGUUCCUGUCAAAACCUGUGGGGUUUUUUUCUCUCCUAUUUAUAUAUUUUCGUGCAUUUCCAAAUUGUUUACGUAUUAUGCAUUUGUUUUAGAUAUUUAUUUCACCGUGCAAGCAACUUUUGCUUUAUUUGAAGUUAGUGGUUGUACUAGAAUUUGAUGUUGUCAGACUCUUUGCUAUUAGCCUAACACCCCAAACACCACUUGUACAGUGAAGAGCUCCACCAGUGGUGAAUUAUGAAAGUGCCACCAAAAGGUGACAAUUUGAUGUACUUCCAAAUCCUGCGACAGUUACUUAAUUUGCUUGUAGAAGUACUUUUUUUUUCAAAUAUAUAUAUAUUUUUUGAUUAUAAACAGUAUUAAGUUUUGUUGAUAGUGAGGUCAUGUCAGCCUUUCAUUGGAAAUUACUAUAGCAAUUUUGAAUGAAUGCACUUUACGAAGUGCAAAGUUUUGAAUACGCAACGAUAUUGUAUUUUUGUAUAAUUCUUACAAUAUUACCAUCAACUUUAUGUAUUAACCAUUCUACAUACAGCUUGCUGCAGGCUGCAUUUUAGCCAUGUUACCGUAGAAACAGUAGUUUGCGUAAUUGGGUAGUUUAAGAGUGCAUUUUACUUAAGUUUUUUUUGUUGGUUAUUAAACUGCUGCCUACAUUUUUCUGGCUUUGGAAUUCAACGAAAACUAGGCUGAAUUUCUUACAAUUGUAUAUUACUUAGGGGGAGGGGGAACAUUGUAGUUUAGCGGGUGGUCUUUGGAGCAGGUAUAUUUCUGUAGUGGCAGAGGCGGUUGUUUCUUGUAGAUAUAGUAAUGAAUUAUUACAACUUUCUUGUGUAUCAUAUUUAGCAAUAAAAUGGCUGAUAUCGUGCCCUGUGUUGUGGUCUCCUAAUGGGCACCAUAUGGGGUAGGUAUGUGUGGUCUACAGCAAAUGUAUGGGCUGUUACCAGAGGUGCUAUCCAGUGUGGGAGGGGAGGAACACCCCUCCAAGAAUUACCAUGACUUUUUUUGUGGUUUGCAGCCAAACAGCUUGGGGAAAAAACUACAGGUUUACAAAUUAGAGAUUUUCUCUCAAAUCUUGGGUUCUUACAAUUCUCAAAAUCAAGCAAUAAAUAAGAUAAGAUAUUUUCAAAAUGUCAAUAAUAUCAACAUAUUGUAGUGAUCUCUACAUUGGCACAGACUAUUCAAUUUCGUGGAAUUUGGAUAUUCUGGGAAUUCUGUUUUCCUUCGCAUUUUACAUUCAGCUCCGCUGUUUGUACAUUUUAUUUCGUUGCUACGCAUUCCCGUAAUUUGUCUGUAAUAUCAGCGAAAAAUGAAUAGUUUGUCUCAAAUUUGACAAAAGGUAAUCAUUGCAAUACAGAGUUUGAUCUUAUGCAUUUAAUUUCUUUUUCUUGAAAAAAAUAUGUACUUAAUAAUUUCUAGAGUUCUUCCAAAACCAAAACGAAAAAAACAAAAACAUUGUAUUAAAUUAAAUUGUACAUGUAUUAUUUUCCUAAGUAGUAAGUCAUGUAGUUUUUUAUACAAUUAUUAAAUCUGAUUGAUUU